CAUAAUGAUUUAAAAUCAUAAUGGAGAUAUCAGCUUUUUAAACCAUCUCUGAUGUACUCUCCUAAUGUCAUUGCUUUGAUAGGAAUACUCAGAUUUCCUUCAGAGAGGUCACCUUUCCCCUAUGCACUAUACAGAAACUUUAUUUUUCCAUAUUUUAAGGAUCAUUUCUUUCCGUAUUGUGAGUAAGUCAUCAUCACUUUAUUAUUCAUGCUGUUUUCUUGUAUUAUUUCCAUCCCAAGUUGGAGUUGAAAUGCUUCCGCUACAGAGAAAAAAUACUGUGUAUCCUGCUGUUAAAUGUAUCUCAACCAGGGCAUAAGCUCUUGCACCAUAGAAUUACAUUGUGGGGCAUUAGAAUGCAAACAUGAACUUUAAGUAAAGUGUUAGGUUAAAAGGGAAAACUCGUACACCUACCAGUGGAAAAAGAUCAUCCCUCGCCAUGCUGAGGAUUAUGUUUUCAUCUGGGAUUACCGAUGGUGAUAUUAAGAGCGGGGCACUGGCUAGGGUCUUAAUGGCAGUGGGUUAAUGCUCAUAAACUAUUUAAAACCCUUCCUCCUUGUCAUAUCCAGUUCACAUUUGGAGUGGCAUCAAUCAGGAUCAUCAUUACCGUCACAUAAACGGUUCCACUGAAGAAGUGUUGAAUGGAAUCUUCUCCAAUUAAAGGAAGUACUUUUGUGUAACGCUGUUUUGUAAUUUUUGUCAUUUUCAGUGAGGGACUAUUUGGCUUUUUUGUAGAAUUUUAAAUGAUGGCAUCUGCUGGAGAGGACCCAAACUCAGAGGCUACUGACAUCGAGCGGGAAUCCCCAGAACAAGAGCAAAUUCUGAGCAUACUGAAUUACUCACAGCGUGGACGAAUGGAUGAACAGCGCUGCGUUUUGAAACCUGUCAAUACUACACAACACCUUGAUGUAAAGGCAUCAUUGCCUCCAUUUAACUACCAGGAUCCUGGAAGUACCAACCAUCACGGCUCGGCGCCUCAGAUCUCUGUGAUUGAGAGUACACCAGAUAGAGACAGGAAGCUUUAUUUGGCAGGAAACCAGUUGGAAGUUCCUUCUCGGCGUGACCGCUCCAAUUCCAUAAAGUCAGAAUCAGCUGAAGAACAACAGAAGUUCAUGAAUAUGAUCAGCCAUGGCCAGCGUGGACGGAUGGAUGACCAGCGCUGCACCCUGGACCCGAGCAGAAGCGCCCCUUGCUCACCGAAACACACUGAUAUAAACACAGAUCCUGAUACGUUCUUCAACCUCUUGGCAAACACUCAGAGCCAACGGCUUGACGACCAGCGAGUGUCUCUUCCAACAUUACCAGGAUUAAAUAAAGACAAUAGCACUUCCCCUGGAGAGUCAAGCUACCUAUGUUACAUGGUUUCCAAAGUGCAAGGUUCCAGAAUGGACGACCAGCGGUGUUCACUACCUCUAAUCCGAACUCCUAAGACCCCAAAAAAGGAUAUUUCUACAUCUGGUAUAGACCUUUCAGCCAACUCAGACGUAGAACAACCGAAGAAUAAAGAGAACACAUCUCUGAAAAAAGUCUUGAGUUCAGCUGACCAAGACGAAUUUUUGACCAUAAUGAGUAAAACCCAGCGAGGCCGAAUGGAUGAACAGCGAUGUGUCUUAAAUGUUACUCCCCAGUCCACACCUAAACACCAGUCCAGUCAAAGCACAGUGUCCCAAGGCCCGGAUUCAGAAAGGUUUUUUAGCUUGCUGGCUAACUCUCAGAGCCGACGGCUUGAUGACCAACGAGUUUCUCUUCCUACAUUACCAGGGAUAAAGAACGGAGGUACCACAUCAACUGCUGCUGACAAGGAUGCAAACUACUUGUGUUACAUGGUUUCCAAAGUCCAGGGCUCAAGGAUGGAUGAACAGAGAUGUUCUGCGUCACAUAUUUUCCAGAAUAUGGGAACCUCUUCAGCUCAGCAAAAAGACCACAGUUCAGACACAUUUGGUGAACCUCCCCAGAGGUCUGCUUCUUUUAACGUUGCCAGAGACAACCAGCCUCCUCAGGAGCCGACUGCGGCUGAUCAGGAGCAAUUCCUGAAAAUUAUGAGUCAUGCACAACGUGGACGUAUGGAAGAGCAACGCUGCUCUUUACAACCCAGUAGAAGUACACCUGCCACGCCCACACACAAUGGAAGUGCUUUAAGAAAUGAAACCACAGGUGCAGAUGCUGAUGCGUUCUUCAAAGCCAUCGCCUCCAGUCAGGCACGACGGCUUGACGAUCAGCGUGUUGCACUUCCUGGCUUGCCUGGGAUAGGUGGAAAUUCUGAAGGAAAUAGAAAUAGUCCAAAUAGAAAGGCUGAAACCCCAGCCUCUCCACCUCAUAUCACAGUGGCUGAGUGUACACCAACAACAUCAAGGAAAAACUGUUCCAGCCCAGAAUCUGACUCCACCAGGACCAUACCCAAAUCUGCUUCAUUCACCCCUGAGACGGAAUAUGAAAAGUUAAAUUCUUCAGCACAGGUGACACUGAGGGUGUCAAUGAGCUUUACACCACAAAUGGUGCCGAAAUAUGCCCAUCAGCCACUUCCAUACCCAGAAGUCUUCUUAACUCUUGGAGCCCCAGGAGAAAACCUUGUGAUCCCUCUGAGCCCAGUGCCUGGCAGACAGCUGUCCUUUGACCUAAACCUUGUCCCAAGAGAAGAUGUGAAUUCCAGGCAGUGCUCUCCAAGCCAUGCAAGUCCCAGGAAGACCCACUCAAGUCAAUCAUCUCCCAACAAAAAAAAAAAGAUAAGAAAAACAGUGGCAACAAACAUUAGUCAAGUAUGCCGCAUUGUGAAUGAUAUAUUGAAGAAAAUAAUUGAUUAAUGUGAGAUUGUUGGUAACUGGCUAGGAAAAUAGAGGACUGAACUUUUAAAAAUUAUAUUAAAAUAAAAUUACAUUGGUAGUUUUCAUAUACUCAGUAAUUAGAAGUUCUUGCUAGAGUAGAACAAAAGAUUAUUCUGUUUUUAUUGGGUUUUUGUUGAGGAUUUUUUCCUUUGCUAGUUAAACGUUUCAUAUCAUUGUCUGUUACGUUCUGACCUCAGUGUUGUGGGUGAUAACUCAUUGCUUUGCUUUUUCAAAUGUAAACGCAUUGCAUAAAGUAAAAGGUGAAACCGUUUUAGCUGCUUCUCCAAAGACAGCAAUUGUUGUUUAUCUGGAAUUGAACCCACAAGUCUGGCAAAUGCGUGAAACCGUGGCAAAAAAAAAAUACACCACAAACUGACUAUGGCUAGUGAUAGAAAAUAUUUGAUCACAAUUACAUGUGCAGUAUUCACACUAAUGAUUCUAACAGUUUCAUGUAUUGUUGUCAAAGAUAACUUGCUUGUACAAGGUUGAACAUGAAUGCAAGUUAAGAGAAAGCAUAACACUUCAGAAAUGUAUAGCAUUUAUUUAAGAUUUACAGAAGAAAAUAUUCAAGGGCUCAUAUUGUAUGAGCUCUUAAUUGCCUCCACUGGAUCUUGUGUCUUAUUCAGCAGAGUCACUUCCCUGAAAGUAAGAGAAAACAAGUGUACAUUGAGUUAGUGUUUGUAGAGAUUUAUUGUAGGAAUACAAUUGCAUGCAGUAUGUACCGAUGACAAAGGAAAGCAAUCUGUCAUGCAAUGAUAAUACUUGAGUUAAAGUUUGGGGAAUAUUGCUCUGUCGCUGGGCGUUUAUUUCAGAAAUCAUUAAGGGUAUUGUCCUUGUAUAUAUGACAUUAGAACUUAUAAAUCAUGGCUUUUUAGAGGAAGUAUGUGCAUAUAAUUAAUAUAUGAUACUGCCAAAGAAAAUAAAACGUUACCUUUCCAGCA
This is a messenger RNA of Acanthochromis polyacanthus (spiny chromis), 3760 nucleotides long. RefSeq lists its product as uncharacterized. Bases 741 to 2798 code for a protein of 685 amino acids. The record is from RefSeq and is a predicted model, not a curated record. NCBI's taxonomy places the organism in Eukaryota, Metazoa, Chordata, Actinopteri, Pomacentridae. Gene Ontology annotation, molecular function: guanyl-nucleotide exchange factor activity; protein binding. The transcript has 14 exons.